CGUGCUUGCUGAAUGUGUGGUUCACAAUUUUUCACGGCUUAUUUUGCUAUCUCAUUUGCUAAUUCGCGGUCACGAAAUUGCGAGUGAAAAUGAGCUCGUGUUGUAAAAUGGAUUGAGUGAGUUGACGUGAUACGCGACUGGGCGACUGACGCAUCGAUCAUGUUGUAAACAUCGGUUAUUCCUGACCGUGUGCGGGCGAAUAUCAAGAAGGAAAUUCUGGGGUAAAUCAUCUCGGCAAUAUAUUACAUCAUUAUUUUAUGAAAUUUUGGGCGUUAAUGCUCAUAAUAUAUCGAUGAGAUAUGCGGCAUCAUCAGGUUAGACCAAAUCCUCCGCGAAUCUACCUGCUUGAUUCAUCUAUCGCUACAAACUACUAUAUCUGCGCUCAUCCGAGAAAUGUCCGCGGUAGAGGCAACACCGUUCAUCCGCACCAUCGAGUGGGACAUGAUGGACAAAACCAAGUUCUUUCCGCUCAGCAUGCUGUCCUCGUUCUCGGUCAGAUGCUGUCUGUAUCCUCUGACAGUGAUCAAGACUCGGCUUCAAGUGCAGAGGCAAAAUCACAUGUACAACGGUAUGAUAGACGCGUGUAGAAAAAUUUACAAAGUCGAAGGCGUCACGGGCCUUUACAGAGGCUUCUGGAUAAGCUCCAUUCAAAUUGUUUCCGGAGUGUUUUAUGUAUCGACAUAUGAGGGUGUACGUCAUCUGCUCACGCAGGAUACACCCCUCGGACGUGUUGACUCGAAGGUUAAAGCUUUGAUCGCUGGUGGUGCUGCGAGUUUAGUCGGACAAACGAUCGUCGUUCCCUUCGAUGUUCUCAGUCAACAUUUAAUGGUUCUCGGGAUCAAUAGCACUAAACACGGCAGAGUAUACGUGGAUAAGAUGGGAAUGAAUCCGUUGGGUUUGACCCUCGAACCUGGAAAAACUCGUGCACAAAUCUCCGCCGAAAUAAUAAAAUUGAUCUAUCAGAGGGAUGGUUAUCGCGGUUUCUACCGAGGAUACAUCGCGUCUUUAUGCGCGUAUGUACCUAACAGCGCCCUUUGGUGGGGAUUGUACACAGUUUAUCAGGACGAGCUUAUAAAGGUACUUCCGGGAUGGUUUUCGCAUCUAUGUAUUCAGGCGGUGGCGGGCACACUAGGAGGCUUUACGACCACGAUUAUUACGAACCCCCUGGAUAUCGUGAGAGCAAGAUUGCAGGUGCAACGAUUAGACAGUAUGCUUAGUGCGUUUAGGAUACUAUGGAUCGAGGAAGGACUACUUAUGUUCACCAAAGGACUUUCCGCGAGACUUGUGCAAUCCGCGUGCUUCAGUUUUUCAAUAAUCCUAGGAUACGAGACCAUCAAGAGAGUGAGCAUAACCGAGGAGUACAAGAGUUACAUCCGGUGGUGAGCUCCAGAGUUACUAUUACGAUUAAUUUUACACAAACUGGACGGAAUGGCGUACAUUCCAUCCACAAUUUUUUAUACAACCGCGAUGCGCCCAAUCAAUAUGUCAUCAAUAUCACUUUCUACGCAUCAAAAAAAAAGUUUGGUCAUAAAUCAAUUAGCAAAUUCACUAUACCAUAAUAAAAAUAUCCUGUAGAGAGUGAGAUUCUCGCGUAAAAAAAAAAAAAAGAAUUAUUUUUUCUAUGCAGGGCUAUGCAGUAAAAAAAAUCAUGUUCUUUAUAUCAUUAAAUUACAGUAUGUUUUAUAUAGCGAUCAAAAAAGUUAUAUCUUUCGUUAUAUUUGAAUAAAUAAAAUUGGUCAUGUGCGUGCUUUUCGCCCAAAUUCACGCACUGCAAUUUAACAUUAUAGUCACAAAAAAAAAAUAGAAAAUUCGAAAAAAGAUACUUUGUUGUACAUGAAACGAUGGCUUCGAAUUCUAACAGAACUCUAUGAAAUAGUGACAACUAGGUGAAUUAUUUAUGUAAAUGUAAUGAUGCGCAUUUUGUACGCUACCGUUAUGUGUCAGAUGGAGUACAAAACUUUGUAACAUAUAUUAGAUAUGUUACUGUGAUAUAAAUAUAAUAAAUAUGCUCCCAUUCGUGUUUUAAAGACGGCUUGUAUAUAUUAGAUACGUGCUCACGUUGAGAGAGAUGUGUUAAUGAUAAAAUGAUAUAUAGAUACACACAGAAUCCUAGUCAAAUAUAGGCAUGUAAUGUGUACGCACGUAUAUAUGCCGGCCGUCCUUAAGAUACAAAUUUAGAAUGUAAUAUCUGAAUUAAAUGGAUUACUAGCUCAGAGAGAUGAAAUAUCGAUAUAUCAUAUACUUGUAUUGUAAAGAAACUCAAGAAACAAGAUUAUUUAAUACCGCUAUCCAUAUACUGUUUAUGUACAUACGGAAAGAUUGAAAUCCCUGAUAAAUCUUAAGAGGAUAUGAAUAAAUUUUAUCAUCUACAUUAUAAA
This is a messenger RNA of Cataglyphis hispanica, 2378 nucleotides long. Its product is annotated as solute carrier family 25 member 44. Gene Ontology annotation, biological process: branched-chain amino acid catabolic process. Gene Ontology annotation, cellular component: mitochondrion. Lineage: Eukaryota; Metazoa; Arthropoda; Insecta; Hymenoptera; Formicidae. Bases 394 to 1383 code for a protein of 329 amino acids. Gene Ontology annotation, molecular function: branched-chain amino acid transmembrane transporter activity. The transcript is spliced from 5 exons. The record is from RefSeq and is a predicted model, not a curated record.